AUGCUUACCGAUCUGGAAAGUGCCAUGGAUUCACUCAUCGAGGUCUACCAUAAUUACUCCUUGGUGAAGGGGAAUUACCACGCCCUCUACAAGGAUGAUUUGAAGAAACUCUUAGAGACCGAAGGUCCCAACUAUUUGAAGAAAAAGGAUGCUGACACCUGGUUCAAAGAGUUGGAUAUCAACAGUGAUAAAGCAAUUAACUUCGAAGAGUUCCUCAUACUGGUGAUAAAGCUAGGAGUAAUAGCGCAUGAAGAUAGCCACAAAGAGUAG
Messenger RNA from Chrysochloris asiatica (Cape golden mole), 270 nucleotides. RefSeq names its product S100 calcium binding protein A8 (gene S100A8). The record is from RefSeq and is a predicted model, not a curated record. NCBI's taxonomy places the organism in Eukaryota, Metazoa, Chordata, Mammalia, Afrosoricida, Chrysochloridae. Gene Ontology annotation, cellular component: cytoplasm. The transcript has 2 exons. Gene Ontology annotation, biological process: neutrophil aggregation; neutrophil chemotaxis; leukocyte migration involved in inflammatory response. Bases 1 to 270 code for a protein of 89 amino acids. Gene Ontology annotation, molecular function: calcium ion binding.